Rhagoletis pomonella (apple maggot) is the source of this 1627-nucleotide messenger RNA. RefSeq names its product microtubule-associated protein RP/EB family member 1 (gene Eb1). NCBI's taxonomy places the organism in Eukaryota, Metazoa, Arthropoda, Insecta, Diptera, Tephritidae. The transcript has 8 exons. Gene Ontology annotation, molecular function: microtubule plus-end binding. The coding region runs from base 409 to 1329 and encodes 306 amino acids. The record is from RefSeq and is a predicted model, not a curated record. Gene Ontology annotation, biological process: spindle assembly; protein localization to microtubule plus-end; regulation of microtubule polymerization or depolymerization. Gene Ontology annotation, cellular component: spindle midzone; microtubule organizing center; cytoplasmic microtubule.
AAUCAACGAAUUUGUGGAGCCAGUUUGCUCGCAUUUUCGGUAUUGGUUGCACGCGUUGUUUAAUUUUGUUCAUUUGGCGGUGUUUGACCACACAUACAUAUUAAAUCAAUCGAAUUUUCCUGCAAAUAGAAAUCUACUACAGCACAACGGCUGACAGGAAAUACAAAUCUGCAAGUGAAGUUGUUGCUAAGAAGAGACAAAACGUAAGCUACGAGUAGAAAAAGAUUACGUGCAAGUGCACCACCACCACCACAAUAAGCACUGGUUUAAUUCAGUUUGUCGGCCUAUCAGACAGUCAUAACGAUAGUGAAGAGAAGACGAGACUGUUAGUCAUCUACUGAGUGUGCAGUAAAACAGAAUCAAAUAGCAAAAACAAAAAAAGAACAGGAAUACAAUAAUAAUACAACAAUGGCAGUCAACGUAUACUCCACAAAUGUGACUACCGAAAAUUUAUCCAGACAUGAUAUGCUCGCUUGGGUAAACGAUUGUCUGCAAGCGCAAUUUGGUAAAAUUGAAGAGCUCUGCACUGGCGCUGCUUAUUGCCAGUUCAUGGAUAUGCUGUUUCCCGGCUCGGUACCAAUGAAAAGAGUCAAGUUCCGCACAAAUUUGGAACAUGAAUAUAUUCAGAAUUUUAAAAUCUUACAAGCUUCUUUCAAAAAGAUGGCCGUUGACAAGAUUAUACCAGUCGAUAAGUUGAUAAAGGGUCGUUUUCAAGACAAUUUUGAAUUUUUACAAUGGUUCAAAAAAUUCUUCGAUGCAAAUUACGAUGGGCGCGAGUAUGAGCCGCUAAUAGCACGUAGUGGUAUCAAACUGGGCAAUGGCAUUGGUGGUGGCGGCGGCAGUAGUGGCCGUGGCAGUAGCAACGAUUUACUCGAGAAACGACACAUAGUACAGAUGCCAAAUCGAACACACGCGCUACCGGCUGUAACUCAACGCACUACCGGUAGGCCGGACAGAGGUGGAGUCUCUAAAGUACCACCUCGCGCUGCACCAUCUGUCGUAACUAAGACAGUUGCCGUGAAUAAUACCACCGGUGCGGUCAAGAAGUCUGGCGAUGCCUCUAAUGCGGUAUCAAAUCAACAAAUUGAAGAAUUGUCCAAUCAGGUAAUGGAUAUGCGUUUAAACUUGGAAGGAUUGGAGAAAGAGAGAGAUUUCUAUUUCUCAAAAUUGCGUGACAUAGAAAUUCUCUGCCAAGAAGCUGCAGAAGGUGACCCGCAUCCUUUAAUACAGAAGAUUUUGGAUAUUAUGUAUGCGACCGAGGUAAAGCGCAACACUUCUGAUGGUUUUGCGCCUCCGGAUGAAAUUCCGCCCGAGGAUGAGGAGUAUUAAGAGCAACAACUCACAAGGAGGAUUGAUUACAGAACUGCAACAUAAACAGAAACAGAUACUGAGAAAAAAUAUUAUAAUAUACAAAAGAAGAUUAAAAAUAAUAAUACAAGAAUUUAAGCAUAAUAAACUAUGUUAAACAUGAUGGAUAAAUGUUGAAAAUAUUGAUGUACUCUCAAUGACAAUUUAGAAUGGAAAGUUAUGGCGCUACUGCUAUAAUCAAUGAAGCACUGAUGAAGCCAACAGAUAAGGCGAAGUAUAUUUUAAACUACACGCAAACAAUCUAACGAAAGAAAUUCAA